Molecule: messenger RNA, 1076 nt
Organism: Bolinopsis microptera
Lineage: Eukaryota; Metazoa; Ctenophora; Tentaculata; Lobata; Bolinopsidae
Product: centrosomal protein of 41 kDa B-like
Biological process (GO): cilium assembly; protein polyglutamylation
Cellular component (GO): ciliary basal body
Source: RefSeq, a predicted model, not a curated record
AGGAUUCAGAGGUUUGCAUCAUGUCAUUAGCAUCGGGACACAAGGGGCGGCCUGGUUCAAUCAUGGACAAGAAAAUACAUCAGAACCCAAGAUAUAGAGGUGUGAGCAGUCGAACAAAUACUGGGUCUAGCUUGUCUAAAUAUAACCAAAAGAUGGACGAUAUUAAAAACAACUAUAAGUUCAAACAAGGAGAGAUAUUCAAACGGAUGAAGGUCUCUACUUUUGUUCAGCUUGUUAUACAAGUAGAAAACUACAUCCCAGAAGAACAAAUUGGUCUCAGUCCCAUACCUGACGAUGAUUCUCUUCCACCAACCCCCAGUCCAGAUGAACCACCUUGCACUGACAGAAGUUGUGAUUCAAGAUUUAGUGACGUCAUCAGAGGUAUUGGAGAGUAUGAUGCUAGGAAACCUCAAGUUCCAGAAACUCUAUGUGAAAAACCAGAUAAACCUUAUCUUCUGCUAGACGUGCGUACAGAGGAUGCUUAUGAUUUGUGUCACAUAAUUGGUGCUGUGAAUUAUCCAAGUGCUAUGCUGUCCCGGGCUCAGAAUUGUUUCACAAAAGAAAUGUUGAACUAUAUUAAUAAAGAUGGUAAAAUAAUAAUAGUAUAUGAUGAAGAUGAGAAGUUGGCCCAUAUGUGUUCCACAACGAUGAUUGAGCGGGGAGUAGACAACUUGUUUAUGUUGUCGGGUGGACUUAAAGUAUUGAGUUCAAAGUUCCCUGAAGGAAUCAUCAGAGGGCCUCUCCCCAAAGUUUGUCUUGUCGAUGCUGACGGUCGACUGAAGAAACCUAAAUCAAAGGUUACUCCAACACCAGCUUGUGAAAAUAUUGCUGGAAAUGAUUUUACAGAGUCUGACCUAGAAGUUUUAGAGGAUACUCUCGAUAACCUCAUGUUGAGUAUGGCUGGUCCUUCAAGAAUCGGAGGUAUGAGCAGAGCUCAGAGCAUGCUGUCCAACAAAAAUGCUGCUCAAACCAAAAGUUGGAAAUGAGUCACAUUUUCUAUCAUCACUACGCUGGCUGUAGACUUACAUAGAUUUGAUUAAUUUAUUUGUUUUUACUUACAUGAAAGGUUGAACAAC